This is a messenger RNA of Psylliodes chrysocephalus, 516 nucleotides long. Lineage: Eukaryota; Metazoa; Arthropoda; Insecta; Coleoptera; Chrysomelidae. The record is from the annotation of a GenBank genome assembly.
CUUAGAUUUAACUUCAGAAUCAUUCAUAUCUUCUCUAAAAAGAUUUAUGAGCCGUCGAGGCAAACCUAUUACUAUCUUCAGUGAUAAUGCUACUAAUUUUACAGGAGCACACAAUACCCUAAAAGAAAUUAAGAAUUUUUUUAAAAUUAAUCACAACCUAGACCCAAUUCAAAAUUUUCUUGGUAAUCAAUUUGUUCAAUGGAAAUUUAUUCCAGCAAAUAGCCCACAUUGGGGAGGAUUGUGGGAAGCUGGCAUUAAAGCGACAAAGUUUCAUUUAAGACGAGUCGUGGGUAACCAUACGCUUACAUUUGAACAAUUUCUCACUGUUUUGAUCGAAAUAGAAGGAAUUUUAAACUCACGUCCUCUCAGCCCACUUUCUAGUGACCCAAAUGAUUUCACAUGUUUAACUCCAGGGCAUUUCUUAAUAGGAGACCCAAUAACUUCAAUCCCUGAAAUUAAUGUCAUGAAUGUUCCUGACAAUCGAUUAAAGUUUUGGCAACUCUGCACUAAAAUGAA